Carassius auratus (goldfish) is the source of this 1440-nucleotide messenger RNA. Its product is annotated as gap junction beta-2 protein-like. NCBI's taxonomy places the organism in Eukaryota, Metazoa, Chordata, Actinopteri, Cypriniformes, Cyprinidae. Gene Ontology annotation, biological process: cell-cell signaling; gap junction-mediated intercellular transport. The record is from RefSeq and is a predicted model, not a curated record. Gene Ontology annotation, molecular function: gap junction channel activity. The transcript is spliced from 2 exons. The coding region runs from base 345 to 1145 and encodes 266 amino acids. Gene Ontology annotation, cellular component: connexin complex.
UUAAGAACUAUACUGUGUCAGAGUUAAGAGAUGUUGUAGGUUUGAAUACAAUACCACAUCUACACGCUAGCGACGCGACAGCGAGAUCGCAUUCCAGGAACAUUCCAGUUGUGACGCCUUCGAGCUCAAGAACCACCCAAUGAACGCCGUGACUCCGCCCGAAGUCAGGUGCACUAGACUUACCCCCACUGUCCUCGGUCAAAUCACUUCAUCUCACUCUCGAGACCACAAAGAAACUCCGCAAGUUAACGUGCUGAUUUGAACUCACCUGGGCGGAUAUAUAUCAUGGAUUUGAUCUGAAUCGUUUUGUAGGCUAACAGGAGGUGAGAGCAACAGCAGACAGGAUGAGUUGGGGAGCACUUUAUGCCCAGCUGGGAGGAGUAAAUAAACACUCCACUAGCCUGGGAAAGAUCUGGCUGUCUGUCCUCUUCAUCUUUCGCAUUAGCAUCCUUGUAAUAGCCGCCGAAACAGUCUGGGGGGAUGAGCAGUCCGACUUCACCUGUAACACACAGCAGCCCGGCUGCAAAAACGUCUGCUACGACCACUUCUUUCCAGUCUCACACAUCCGUCUCUGGUGCCUGCAGCUCAUCUUUGUGUCUACACCGGCUUUGAUGGUGGCUAUGCAUGUGGCAUAUCGCAAACAUAAUGUAAAGAAAAGACUUUUGGCCAACCGAGGUGGCGGUGCCAAAGGGGAAGACCUGGAGAGUCUGAAGAAUAGGCGUCUACCCAUCACUGGGCCGCUGUGGUGGACCUACACCUCCAGCCUGUUCUUCAGGCUCCUUUUCGAGGCCGGAUUCAUGUACGCUCUGUAUUAUGUCUAUGAUGGGUUUCAGAUGGCCCGUCUUGUGAAGUGUGAGCAGUGGCCCUGUCCCAAUAAAGUUGACUGCUUUAUCUCACGACCAACAGAGAAGACAGUCUUCACCAUCUUCAUGGUGGGAUCUUCUUCAAUCUGCAUUGUGCUCAAUGUGGCUGAACUGGCCUACCUGAUUGUCAAAGCAUUGCUGAGGUGCUCAGCCAGAGCCAAAGGAAGGCACGCUUUUGUUCACCAAGAUAAAAUGUCCACAGAAAAAGCAAACUUGCAGAAUGAAAAGAACGCAAGGUUGCUGUCAUCUGCUUCGGACUCCUUGAGCGAUAAGACUGUUUAAGAUUAUCCUUACAUCCAGUGACUGAUUCUACCAACAUGGUUAUAGGCUUGUGAUGACAGUGUUUUAAAGGUGACCAAACACACACAGUUUCACCCAAUCUCAUGUUAAUCUUGACGAUCUAUAAAGUAGUAUUGCAUUCUUCAUAUCUCCAAAAAGUCUUAAGUUUUAUAAUUUUUAUACAAGAAAGAUACACCUUUCCGAUUCUCUAAAGAGUGAGGAGCACUUAAGCGCUGAUUGCCAACAAAACUGAGACAUUUGAUGCAGUUUCACUUACGAAUCGUGACCGGGAUCUUUC